Aphis gossypii (cotton aphid) is the source of this 502-nucleotide messenger RNA. RefSeq lists its product as uncharacterized. The transcript has a single exon. The record is from RefSeq and is a predicted model, not a curated record. NCBI's taxonomy places the organism in Eukaryota, Metazoa, Arthropoda, Insecta, Hemiptera, Aphididae. Bases 23 to 502 code for a protein of 159 amino acids.
AUAAACCCAAUAUUUAAAUCGCAUGAAUACUUCAAACUUUCCUACCAGUCAUCCGUGUUUUUGUAAUGACAGAAAGAAGAUUCCGGGAACUUUCACAGACAAAACAUACGGUGAAGCUAUUGAAGAAUUUAUCGCCUUGCGAGCUAAGUCAUAUGCGUACAAGAUUGUUGGACAGGAGGAAAAAAUCAAAGCCAAAGGCAUUCGCGGUCAUGUUGUUAAGUUUCAUAUGACGUUUGAGGAUCACAUGAAAUGUCUGUUUUGGAAUGGUACUCUAUUGCAGACGGAUAGAGGACAAGAAUUGGCAGUUGAGCAAUUUAAACAGCCAGGAUGUCCAACUAAUGAAUACACACCGUUUACAGUUAAUAUAUCGUUUAGAUCAUAUAAACAUGAAAUGAAGACAAUAUCAACAAUAAAACUUGCUCUUAAUCGGACGGACGAUAAGAGGGUUGUACUUGAGAAUCAAAUUAAUACCUUGGCUCACGGACACUUUCGUAUAGAGUGA